Molecule: messenger RNA, 717 nt
Organism: Fraxinus pennsylvanica
Lineage: Eukaryota; Viridiplantae; Streptophyta; Magnoliopsida; Lamiales; Oleaceae
Source: the annotation of a GenBank genome assembly
AUGGAACAAAAUAUCAACUCGAAGUGUCUACCACCUAACUACGCCUCUUCCACCACCAUUUCCUCCACCUCGUCCGACGGUUCGACUGUUUCUUCCUCAAACCACUCAUUUACUAAUGAAAAAGAAACUACAAAGAGCCUAAAAGAAUGUAAAAAUGGUGGCAAUGAGAAGCAUAAUCCGACUAGUUAUCGCGGUGUGAGAAAGCGGAGUUGGGGCAAAUGGGUGUCUGAAAUUCGAGAGCCGAGGAAGAAAUCAAGAAUAUGGCUCGGAACAUAUCGCACGGCGGAGAUGGCGGCACGAGCUCACGACGUGGCGGCUUUAGCCAUUAAAGGCCACUCAGCUCAUCUCAAUUUCCCUCAUUUGGCUCACCAACUUCCGCGCCCCGCUACCACUUCACCUAAAGACAUCCAAGCUGCCGCGGCCAAAGCAGCAGCAGCCGCAGUAUGUCCCGACCAAAUUACAAGCAGCGAAUUCAAAGAUGAAGCACAUGAGCCGCUGCCCAACUCUCAUUCUUCAACAAAUUUAGAAGCAUCCAAUUCUUGCUCAACCGUUGAUGAUAGCGACGCAUUUUUCGACCUCCCAGAUCUUUGCUUCAAUGAAAGAGACCUUAAUGUCGGAUUCUCUUACUGUGCUUCUUCAUGGAAGCUGGCUGAAGCAGUCGCCGAUAUUGGAUUCCGGCUUGAUGAUCCAUUUCCAUGGGACUGCUACUGGAAAUAA